GAAAUUGCAACGUAGCUGUAAACUGGGAAGCCGGUGACGGGGAUCUUCUGUAAGCUGUCAGCUGCUCUUUCAGGGUUCCCUGUCUGUAGUGAAGAAGACUCGAAUCUAUGAACCUGGUCUGAAGAAGUCAUCAGCGGCUGACUAAGAUAAUAUGGCAAGCCCAAGAACACGGAGAGUUCUUAAAGAAGUCCGAGCACAGGACGAAAAUAAUGUCUGUUUUGAGUGUGGGGCAUUCAACCCACAAUGGGUGAGCGUCACAUAUGGUAUCUGGAUUUGUCUAGAAUGUUCAGGGAAACACAGAGGUCUUGGUGUCCAUCUUAGUUUUGUACGCUCAGUUACCAUGGACAAGUGGAAGGACACAGAACUCGAGAAGAUGAAAGCAGGAGGGAAUGCCAAGUUCCAUGAAUUUCUAGAAUGUCAGUCAGACUACGACCCCUGUUGGAGCCUGCAAGAGAAAUAUAACAGCCGAGCUGCAGCACUAUUCAGAGACAAGGUUGCUGCAUUAGCAGAGGGAAAGGAAUGGUCUGUUGAAACCUCAUCUGCCAAAGACUGGACUCCACCACAGCCAAAGGUUUUGCUGUCUUCAUCCCAUAGAUCAAGUGGAACCCCUCAGAAUCAAGGAUCUUCCUCCAAUAAAGCAUUUGAAGACUGGCUAAAUGAUGACAUAAACUCGUACCAGAGUGGUGGAGGAUUCAGCAACCAGGAGAACAGAUACGUGGGCUUUGGGAACACAGUCCCCCAGCCGAAGAAGGAAGAUGACUUCUUAAACAAUGCCAUGUCUUCAAUAUACUCGGGCUGGAGCAGUUUUACUGUUGGGGCCAGCAAGCUUGCAUCUGCAGCAAAAGAAGGGGCAACGAAAUUUGGAACUCAAGCAUCUCAAAAGCUUUGGGGAAACAAGCAACAACCAGAACCGGCUUCAGAGUUGGGGCACACCAUUAAUGAGAAUGUGAUCAAACCAGCCCAUGAAAAGGUAAAAGAAGGGAAGAUCUUAGAUGAAGUUUCAGUUGGAGUAUCACAGUUUGCAUUAAAGGUUCAGGAAGCAAGUUCUAAAGGAUUUAAGGAUGUUACUGCUUUCUUUUCUAACAAACCAGAUGACCCAUUUGAACGGCCACCUAUGGGAGAUUCAUACCAGAACAGUGCAGGAGACAGCAGCUACCAGAACAGUGGUGCAGGCCAAGACUUCUGGGAUACCUUUGGCAACUCUGAUAGUAACGCAGCCAAGAAGUCGCCAAGCUCCAACAGUUGGACGUAUGCUGAGAAUUCUACAGAGAAGAAAAGUUCAGAGAGCUGGGAGAACUGGGGUUCUGAAAACUUAGCCACCAACAAAACCAGUAACAGUGAUGGCUGGGAAGCUUGGGAGAGUAAUUGGGAGAGCCUGGAAAGUGGCCACAAGGCCAAAACAAAAAGUUCAACCAAGAAAACAGAAACAGCUAAAGCCUCUGAAGGAGAUGGGUGGGCUAAUGCAGACUGGUAAUACUCUGUAAGAAGCAGAACCCUCUAGAGUAUAUUACAGAAAUCUGAGUAACUUGACUGACUUCAUAUUGACAUGCUGUUCUGUGCACACUUUACUUGUUCCCUUCUGCAUCAUCUAUUAGAAGGAAACUGAUGAAACCUACAUCAUCCAAGAGCUUGUGGUAUCCCUUCUAGGCUGCUAAUAUGGAGUGCUUGACUUGUUAUGAAGAGCUUGGCUGAGCUGCAGGGGUGAUAGACAAGUUUACUGGGUGUGAAAGGGGCAGUUUGAUACCUAACUAAGCAUGACACCACUCCUUGAAACAAGACUACUUAGAAGCAAUUUAUUUUCAAGAGGCAGAGGCUCUUUCUUUCAGAAGAUUAUGUUGUACAUUUCCAUUUAUUGUGUUGUGUGACGGCCUUUUCCUCCCUACCUCAUGUUGUGAAGGGAGGAGACUGUUUUAUCCUUUAUUCUGAGUACUGAACUUUAAAGUUCGGUGUCAGUAAAUUUAUAGUUAGGUCUUUGGCAGUAAGAUAUAGAAUUAGUUGCUGGGUAAUUUCCAGAUAAAAAUCACAUCGUAGGUGCUAACAGGAACCAUUUUUCUCAUUAGCUGUGAUAGAAGUCUUAAAGAGCUAUCCACCAUACUGAAGUUAUUAGUUGACCUUAUAGGCAAGUGUAAUUAGUGGGUUUUACCUAGCUAACAAAGUGCACACAUCAAAGAAUGCUUUUUUUAUAGUAUUCAAGUCCUAAGACUGCGUGCGCCUUGCCAGUAUACACCCUCAGGCCUUAAAAAAAGUUAAAACAAAUGUACAUAUCCACAUGCUACCUGAUAAAUGUCGUUAAAACUGAUGUGUGGAUCAGGUCAGAACAGUUUUUGUACCAGAGUGCAGAGCUUUAGUGGCCCAUUAAUGUCUCUAGAAGUGGGUACACAUUAUUACUGUGGAAUUUUCACUAGGCUACCAUCAGUGCUUCCCAUAUUGAUUGUCAAAUUCUACUCAGUGGGAAAGCUAUUUUGUGCAUCACUUGUACGUGUUUGCCCCAUUAGUUUACUUAUUUCUGAUAAGAUGCUGAUUGCUUCAUAUUUUGAUCAUUUUUUUCAGUAUUCACAGACUUGUUAAUUUUAAAAACAGGGUUUUGCAUAUAGCUGCUUAUGCCUUGACUCAUCAUAUUAGUAGCCUUGGAGAGAUGUGCCACAACCAAAAGGAAGUAGCAAGAGCAGUUUAUCAUAUGUCAUCAGUCUGAAAUUAAAGACCAGUUACCUCAAGAUUUUAAAGACACUAAAUGAAAAACUUUUCAUAGCAUAUUCACUUUGGAAGACCAUACACUCCUAAAUUUGAAGUGGAUUAUGUGCAAAAAAUGUGUUCUUUCAAAAUUGACUCGCAGAUUGCAGAUAAAAGGCAGACCAUGUGACAGUUAAAUGGAUGCUGUAUUCCAUUUUAAUACAGACUGAAAUGGUGAACCAUCUUGGGGCAACAGCUCAAAAUCAUUAGCAACUGUUCUUGCUUCCUGCCUCCUUAUAGUCCCUUUGUACUGGUGAUUAUGUGAUAUUUCUUCCUGUUUUACAUUUUGUGAAAAUACUUAAAUAUUUGUGAAACCAUACUUUGGGUAUAUGAUGGCACCCUUCAGGUGUAUUGCAGUAAAGUUAACGUAGUAUGUGUUGCCUUCAAUCAUGAGCUGAAUUCUAGUAGCGGCUGAGGAUUCUUGUUUUCCCUUAAGGAGUCCCACUACAGGAUUUGUAGUGAUAUGCUGGUAAAAUUAAUUUUGGUCAUAAAGCAAUAGUAUUAUUCAUAAUUUACAUUGUAACUGGAAUUUGUUAAUGAAUCAUUCCAUCUAAUGAAAAAUGUAUUUUAUUCAGUCAGCAUUUUUCCAUCUUGGUGAAUCCCUUCAUCCAUAUUCCAAGUUUUAGUGUAACUUUUUAUAAUUAAGUUUCCAGUGGUUGUCAGCUGUGUUUGAAGCUGAAGUUAUUUAUUGUUUUGUUGCUAUUCUGCAUGGUCCAGGUUGUGUCUGGAAAGAGUCCACUGUGACAAGCAUACCUACCUGGUUGUCAGAAUAAGAUCACACUGAAUGGGCAGCUGUGCUGAACUAGUGUGUUCUGCUACAGAGGGGUUCCAUUUCUUAUGAUCGUGUCCCAGGGACUGGAACUUCUCAAGUGCCAGAAUAAGUAUUGUUUCAACAUAAAGCUAAUUGUCUGGUUUAUUUUUAAUAGUGCAUGGAUGGCACCCAGAUAAAUAAAAAUUUGUAGUAAUGCUGUA
Messenger RNA from Protopterus annectens (West African lungfish), 3702 nucleotides. It is a transcript of the gene ARFGAP1, whose product is annotated as ADP ribosylation factor GTPase activating protein 1. Bases 152 to 1474 code for a protein of 440 amino acids. Lineage: Eukaryota; Metazoa; Chordata; Ceratodontiformes; Protopteridae. The record is from RefSeq and is a predicted model, not a curated record. Gene Ontology annotation, cellular component: Golgi membrane. The transcript has 14 exons. Gene Ontology annotation, molecular function: GTPase activator activity. Gene Ontology annotation, biological process: regulation of ARF protein signal transduction; regulation of endocytosis.